Messenger RNA from Staurois parvus, 411 nucleotides. The record is from the annotation of a GenBank genome assembly. Lineage: Eukaryota; Metazoa; Chordata; Amphibia; Anura; Ranidae.
ACAUACAGACACACGUACAUACACACAGGCACACAUGUACACACAGACACAUGUACGUACACACACGUACAUACACACACACACAGACACAUUUACAGAUACAUAUACAAUUGUACAUGCAUACACAGACAACCCCCCAUAAAAAGUUGCAGUACUUCGUUGUUAACUCACAGAUCUGGGUACUGCACUCUAGGGGGAGGCAGAGAGCACAGCACACAUUCCUUGCUUUGCUUUCACUGCACUCAGCUAUUGAGCAGUCUGACGAUUCCCAGUGCCAAUGGCAGAUCCGGCCUGAGCUCCGAGCCUGCUCAGCAAGACGGCCGUGGGGGGGCACACUCGCCCCCACCAUAAUUUCCACUCGCCAUUGGCGAGCAGGCGAGUGGAAAUUUCAAGCUCUGGCCUAAUACUUCU